GUUACGGUCCUGGGUCAACGGAAAAUAGCUUGUCCCUUUUUCUAGACUAUUAUAGAUUUUUUUAGGCGUUUUCCCUUAUUUCAGUAAAUAAUUAUCUUUGUAUAAUAAAUUCAUUUUCGAAUCUGUUUCUAUCAGUUGUUGCUGUAGUCGUUUUGACGUAUGCUCAUGACAGAGUGCUCCACAUGAGCGUCUGCUUCAACUGCACAUCCACACGUUUACUGACUGAACACUUCACAAAUCAUAAACAUUUGGACAGCCAGUCCAGGUGUUAGGUAUGGAGCUGCAGGCUGUGCUGAUGGCAGCUGGUGGUGGGUCCAGAAUGAUGGAUCUCACAUAUAACACCCCUAAACCCCUGCUGCCUGUGGGGAACAGACCCCUCAUCUGGUACCCUCUCAACCUGCUGGAGAGAGUGGGCUUUGAAGAGGUGAUUGUCAUCACUACUAAAGAGGUUCAAAAGGCCCUGAGCACAGAUCAGCGUCUGAAGACGGAUGUGAAGAUGAAGCUGGAUGUGGUGUGUAUUCAGGAGGAAUCUGACAUGGGCACUGCAGACGCUCUCCGACACAUCCAGCAAAAGAUCAAGACAGACAUCUUGGUGGUGAGCUGUGAUUUGAUAACUGACGUGGCCCUGCAUGAGGUUGUGGACCUCUUCCGUGCCCACAACGCCACCCUGUCGAUGCUCAUGAGCAAAGUGCAUGAAUUCACAGAGACCGUCCCUGGCCAGAAGGGCAAGAAGAAAGCAGGAGAGCAGCGGGACUUUGUUGGGGUGGACGGCACAGGAAAGCGGCUUCUCUUCAUGGCAAACGAGGCAGAUCUAGAGGAAGGCCUUGUUCUCCGAAAGUCCAUCAUGUGCAAACAUCCCAGAAUGCUCAUCAAAACAGGCCUGCUGGAUGCCCACCUGUACUGCCUGAAGAGAUCUGUGGUUGAUUUCUUAGUAAACAACAAGUCUGUCAAUUCAAUCAGAGGAGAAUUGGUGCCUUUUUUGGUACGUAAACAAUUCUCAAUGUCCACCAAUUGCCCAAAUCCUACAGAUGAUUCCGAAAAGAAUCAGAAAAAACAGGAUGUUCACGCUAAUUUGGAGCUCUUGAACUGUAGUAAAGACGAGGCCCUGCUGCAGCUUGCCCAGGAGAGGUCAUGUUGGAAUGAUCACCGUGGAGACAUGAGCGAGGCCUAUCAUGGCGGAAAGCUACGCUGCUACGUUCACAUCAUGGAGGACGGCAUGUGUUACCGUGUUAACACGCUUGCCGCUUAUAUAGAGGCCAACCGCGUGGUUCCCAAGAUGUUUGAGGACCCUCCAGUCCAUCCGACAGCUGUGGUCUCAGAAUUCUCCUUGGUGGGAAGUGACAGCAUUAUUGGGCCAUCUUGUCAGAUAUCAGACAAGACGUCAAUCAAGCGCUCGACAAUCGGCGCAUCAACUACAAUCAAGGAGAAGGUCAAGAUAACCAAUUCCAUCAUCAUGAACGGUGUGACUAUUGAAGAAGGGUGUAACAUUCAAGGUAGCGUGAUCUGCAACAAUGCUGUGAUUGGACAUGGAGCCGACAUCAAGUACUGUCUAGUAGGGAGCGGCCAAAGCGUCGAGCCAGAGGCUGAAAGAACCAAUGAUGUCAUUGUUGGAUCCGAUCAGCUCAUGGAGAUCUAGAACGCUUGUGGAGAUGGGAUGGCUCUAUGAAGUACAGACCUACAGGGAUGGAAGAACCUACUUCCAUGUGCAUACUCCUUGCACAGUAUCCAUUUUUUAUGUGUCCAAAUAAAA
Messenger RNA from Xyrauchen texanus (razorback sucker), 1750 nucleotides. It is a transcript of the gene eif2b3, whose product is annotated as eukaryotic translation initiation factor 2B, subunit 3 gamma. The coding region runs from base 275 to 1636 and encodes 453 amino acids. Gene Ontology annotation, cellular component: guanyl-nucleotide exchange factor complex; eukaryotic translation initiation factor 2B complex. Gene Ontology annotation, biological process: cytoplasmic translational initiation; biosynthetic process. The transcript has 12 exons. The record is from RefSeq and is a predicted model, not a curated record. Gene Ontology annotation, molecular function: translation initiation factor activity; guanyl-nucleotide exchange factor activity. Lineage: Eukaryota; Metazoa; Chordata; Actinopteri; Cypriniformes; Catostomidae.